This is a messenger RNA of Pistacia vera, 879 nucleotides long. RefSeq names its product glyoxylate/hydroxypyruvate reductase HPR3-like. The transcript has 2 exons. Gene Ontology annotation, molecular function: glyoxylate reductase (NADPH) activity; NAD binding; hydroxypyruvate reductase [NAD(P)H] activity. The record is from RefSeq and is a predicted model, not a curated record. Lineage: Eukaryota; Viridiplantae; Streptophyta; Magnoliopsida; Sapindales; Anacardiaceae. The annotation marks the transcript as partial. Gene Ontology annotation, cellular component: cytosol.
AAAGCAUGGGAGUCACCACUCCCUCUGCAUCAAUACUUGACCAUCAAUUCACAAUCAGUCAAAGCCGUCCUUUCCGCUGGAACCACUCCUAUCACGCCUGACAUUAUCCGGCUAAUACCAUCUUUGGGAAUCAUCGUCACCACAAGCGCUGGCCUAAACCACAUCGACCUGCAAGAGUGUAGACGCCGCCAAAUAUCCAUUGCCACUGCUGGAACCUUGUAUUCUGAAGAUGCUGCAGAUCUGGCGGUUGGACUGCUCAUCGAUGUAUUCAGAAAGAUUUCAACUGCUGAUCGAUAUGUAAGACGCGGGCUUUGGGCUAGUCAACGGGAUUAUCAGUUUCCUCUUGGUUCUAAGUUGGGAGGCAAGCAAGUUGGCAUUGUUGGAUUGGGAAGCAUUGGCUUAAAUGUGGCAAAAAGACUGGAGGCUUUCGGCUGCAAUAUAUUGUACAACUCGAGGAAAAAAAAGCCAUCAGUUCCAUAUCCAUAUUAUCCAGAUGUUUGUGAUCUGGCGACUCAUUGUGAUGUUCUCAUCAUUUGUUGCGGAUUAACUGAUGAAACCCGCCAUAUGAUUAACAAGAAAGUCUUAUUGGAAUUGGGGAAGGAAGGAGUCAUUAUUAACGUUGGACGUGGGGCUGUCAUUGAUGAGAAGGAGAUGGUAGAGUGUUUGUUGCAAGAAGAGAUAGCAGGUGCUGGUUUGGAUGUGUUUGAGAACGAGCCUAAUGUUCCUAAAGAGCUAUUUUCAUUAGAAAAUGUUGUGUUGUCACCACAUAGAGCUGUCCAUUCAGAGGAAACAUUAAUGGCUUUGUGUGACCUUGUGGUGGGGAAUUUUGAAGCUUUCUUCUCAAAUAAACCCUUACUUAGCCCAUUGGUGGAAGAUUGA